Camellia sinensis is the source of this 6228-nucleotide messenger RNA. The record is from RefSeq and is a predicted model, not a curated record. NCBI's taxonomy places the organism in Eukaryota, Viridiplantae, Streptophyta, Magnoliopsida, Ericales, Theaceae.
CUACUGCCUUUCUUCGCAGCAAAGCAAAAGCACAAAAACCAACACAGUGUUUUCGCACUCCCACAGAGAAAGUUGCCAAAUCUCUUCUCAUUCUUUACUUGCCAUCGGAGAAACCAAAAGCCAAAGCAAAAGCCAAAGCGAAAGCUUCCACCUCUUGCCCCACCUUAGCAACAAAGAAUCUGUGUGUGUGUGUGUGUGUGUGUGUCUUUAUAUAUAUAUGUGUAUAAUAAAUUUGAUAAUGAUUGUUGUUUACAAGGACUUUGAGAGUGAAAGAGAGAAGCAGAGAUUGCUGUUUUGGCUUCGAAGCGAAAAUGGCAAGUUCGAGCGGAAGCAAGAGCGAUGUUGGUCCAAAGAAAUCGUUGUCGAGGCGGGUGACGAUGGCUCAGACAAUGGCUGACCCCAACGCCGACGACAGCAGCGCCAUUGACAGUGAGCUUGUGCCGUCCUCGCUUGCGGCCAUCGCACCCAUCCUCCGUGUUGCUAAUGAGGUCGAGAAGGACAACCCUAGGGUUGCUUAUAUCUGUCGCUUCCAUGCAUUUGAGAAAGCUCAUAAGAUGGAUCCAAAAUCGGUUGGACGGGGGGUUCGCCAAUUUAAGACCUACCUGUUACAUAGACUUGAAAAGGAAGAAGAGGAGACAAAACAUAAGCUUACAAGAAAUGAUCCAAGAGAAAUCCAGAAAUAUUAUCAAAAUUUCUAUGAGAAAAACAUCAAGGAUAGCCAUUAUACAAAAACUCCGGAGGAGAUGGCUAAGAUUUAUCAGAUUGCAACGGUUUUGUAUGAUGUGCUGUUGACAGUUGUACCUGCUGAAAAAGUUGAUGAUGAGACAGCAAGGUAUGCCAAAGAAGUCGAGGAGAAAAAAAAACAGGGUGAACACUACAAUAUUCUUCCUUUAUAUGCUGUUGGGGUCAAACCGGCAAUUAUGAAACUUCCUGAGAUCAUAGCAGCUAUUCAUGCUCUGCGUAAUGUGGACAAUCUUCCUAUGCCAACAAUGCCUGAGGACAAGGAUAAAUCUGCCUUUGAUAUUCUUGAUUGGGUUUCUUCUGUUUUUGGGUUUCAGAGAGGAAAUGUGGCAAACCAGAGGGAGCACUUAAUAUUGCUACUUGCUAAUAUUGAUGUAAGAAACAAGCAUAAUGAAAGUUAUGUCCAGUUGGAUGGUGCCACUGUACAACAACUGAUGGAUAAAUUUUUCAAGAACUAUCGUUCAUGGUGUGACUAUUUGCACUGUAAAUCACAUAUUCGGAUUCCACGGGGUUAUGAUAGUCAACAACUAGAGCUUAUCUACAUUGGACUUUAUCUUCUUAUCUGGGGUGAAGCUUCAAAUGUUCGAUUUAUGCCUGAGUGCCUUUGUUAUAUUUUCCACAAUAUGGCAAACGAGAUUCAUGAGAUUUUAUUUAGCAAUGGCCAUCUUGUCACUGGAGGCACAUAUCAAACAGCACCACAUGGUGAAGAGUCAUUUUUGCGGGAUGUUAUAACCCCUAUUUAUGAGGUCAUGCUCAAGGAAGCUGGGAGAAACAAAGAGGGCAAAGCAAGUCAUUCAUCAUGGAGGAAUUAUGAUGAUUUAAAUGAAUAUUUCUGGUCCAAGAAAUGUUUUAAAUUGGGUUGGCCGAUGAACCGCAAAGCAGAUUUUUUUGUGAAUUCCGAUGAGAAACAACCUUCAAAUGUGGGACAAAAUCAGAGGACUACAGGGAAGAGGAAUCCUAAGACGAAUUUUGUUGAAGCCCGCACGUUUUGUCACCUUUAUAGAAGUUUUGACCGAUUGUGGAUAUUCUAUAUAUUGGCUUUCCAGGCUAUGUUAAUUGUUGCAUGGAGUGGAUCUCUUAGUAAUCUUUUUAAUGAGGAUGUCUCCAAAAAUGUGUUGAGCAUUUUCAUUACUUCUGCUUUUCUGAAUUUUUUGCAAGCUACUCUGGAUAUAAUCCUUAGUUGGUAUGCCUGGAGAAGCUUGGGAUUUAGUCAGAUACUUCGCUACCUCCUGAAAUUUGUAGUUGCAGCUUUUUGGCUUGUAGUCCUGCCAAUAGCUUAUUCCAAAUCUGUGCAGAAUCCAACAGGACUAGUGAAAUUCUUCAGUCAAUGGACGGGAGAUUGGCGGGCCCAGUCAUUUUAUAACUAUUGUGUUGCUAUAUAUUUGAUACCGAAUAUAUUGGCUGCCUUGCUAUUUUUACUUCCAUUUUUACGGAGAUUUUUGGAGCGUUCAAACUGGCAUAUUGUUGUUCUUAUGAUGUGGUGGGCUCAGCCGAAGCUGUAUGUUGGAAGAGGAAUGCAUGAAGGCAUGUUUGCACUUCUGAAGUAUACACUGUUUUGGAUCAUGCUGCUAAUAAGCAAGUUAGCUUUCAGUUACUAUGUGGAGAUAUUGCCGUUAGUUAAACCGACAAAGGUAAUCAUGGGGGUCAAAGUCACUAACUAUGAUUGGCACGAGUUUUUUCCGAAUGCAACUCGAAAUAUUGGUGUUGUUAUUGCUAUAUGGGCUCCAAUUGUCCUGGUUUAUUUCAUGGAUACACAAAUAUGGUAUGCUAUAUUCUCUACAAUUGUCGGUGGCAUUUAUGGAGCCUUCAGCCACCUGGGUGAGAUACGGACACUUGGAAUGUUACGGUCCAGAUUUGAUUCUGUCCAUUUAGCUUUCAGUGACUGUCUUGUGCCAUCAACAGAAGGGAAAAGCAAAAGGCAUCGCAUGCAGGCUGGUUCAUCAGAAAGAAAGAACAUUGCACAAUUUUCUCAGAUGUGGAAUGAAUUCAUAUUUUCUAUGCGGAUGGAGGACUUGAUCAGCGAUAGAGAAAGAGAUCUGCUGCUUGUACCAGAUUCAUCAAGUGAAGUCACUGUUGUCCAGUGGCCUCCUUUCUUGCUUGCUAGCAAGAUUCCUAUAGCAUUAGACAUGGCAAAAGACUUCAAGGAAAAGGAGGACACUGAGUUGAUUAAGAAGAUUAAGAAUGAUGAGUAUAUGUAUGCAGCAGUAAUUGAGUGCUAUGAGACAUUGAAGGAGAUAUUAAGCAGUCUUCUGCAGGAGGAAGGGGAUAAGAUGGUCAUUGACCUGAUAUGUGAUGAAGUAGAAGAUAGUAUCCGACAGACAAAGUUUCUCCGUCGAUUCCGGAUGAGUGGGAUGUCAUUGCUCAGUGAUAAAUUGGAGAAGUUUCUAAAAAAUUUGCUAGACGAAGAUGAAAAGAAAGCUGUUCAAAAAAGAAUUUUGGAAGAUGAAAAUAUCGACCUAGAAGAGAUACACAAAUCCCAAAUCAUCAAUGUACUCCAGGACAUUGUGGAGAUUAUCCUUAAGGAUAUUAUGAUUGAUGCGCAUGAUAUCCUGAAAAAAGAGCAGUUUUUUGAAAAGAUAGAUAUUGACCUCACAAAAAGCAGAAGUUGGAAGGAUAAGGUUCGUAGGCUUCAGUUGCUUUUGACUGAAAAGGAAUCUGCCAUAAAUGUGCCAAUGAAUCUGGAAGCUCGUCGCCGUAUGACUUUCUUUACGAACUCCUUAUUUAUGAAUAUGCCAAAAGCUCCAAAAGUACGUGACAUGCUCUCUUUUAGUGUCUUAACUCCAUAUUACAACGAAGAUGUUCUUUAUUCCGAGGAAGAACUUAAGAAGGAAAAUGAAGAUGGAAUUACAACUUUGUUUUACCUCCAGAAGAUCUAUCCUGAGGAAUGGGAAAACUUUGAAAGGCGCCUAAAAGCUGCAAAACAUGAAAAUUCUGAAAAAGACAAAACCGAAUUACGUCAGUGGGUAUCUUACAGAGGGCAGACACUCUCUAGAACAGUCAGAGGGAUGAUGUACUACAGGAAGGCUCUUGAAUUACAAUGCUUUCUGGACUAUGCUGAUGACAGGGAUAUUUUGAGCGGCUACCGGACCAGUGACAGCCAUAAGGAUCUCAGGGAAGGUUCACAAGCUUUGGCAGAUUUGAAGUUCACCUAUAUUGUUUCUUGUCAGCGCUAUGGUGCUCAGAAAAAAUCCAGUGAUGCCAGAGACAGAAGUUGUUACUCUAACAUUCUGAAUCUCAUGUUAGCGUAUCCAUCUUUACGUGUUGCUUAUAUCGAUGAGAGGGAGGAACCUGGAAAACCUGGGAAAAAUUAUUACUCUGUUCUUGUCAAGGGCGGGGAGAGGUUAGAUGAGGAAAUAUACCGUAUCAAGCUUCCAGGCCCGCCAACAGAGAUUGGUGAAGGGAAACCUGAAAAUCAAAAUCAUGCUAUUAUUUUCACUCGUGGAGAGGCUCUGCAGACCAUAGACAUGAAUCAGGAUAACUACCUUGAAGAAGCUUUCAAAAUGAGAAAUGUAUUGGAGGAACUUCUGAAAACUCAUCAUGGGCGGCGAAAACCAACAAUAUUGGGUCUAAGGGAGCAUAUUUUUACUGGAAGUGUUUCAUCACUCGCCUGGUUCAUGUCCAAUCAGGAGACAAGUUUUGUGACCAUUGGCCAACGAAUUUUGGCGAACCCUCUAAGGGUACGGUUCCAUUAUGGUCAUCCUGAUAUAUUUGAUAGAAUCUUUCACAUAACAAGAGGUGGCAUAAGCAAGGCUUCCAAAAUUAUUAACUUAAGCGAGGACAUAUUUUCAGGUUAUAAUUCGACUUUACGUGGAGGAUACGUAACGCAUCAUGAAUACAUACAAGUAGGCAAGGGGCGUGAUGUUGGAUUGAAUCAGAUAUCUCUUUUUGAGGCUAAAGUUGCAAAUGGAAAUGGAGAGCAGACACUUAGCCGUGAUGUUUAUCGGCUUGGACGCCGGUUUGAUUUCUAUAGAAUGUUGUCAUUCUAUUUUACGACAGUUGGUUUUUACUUUAGUAGCAUGGUUACUGUGCUUACUGUGUAUGUAUUCUUGUAUGGACGUUUAUAUUUGGUAUUGAGUGGGAUGGAAAAGCGAAUCUUGGAGGAUGCUGCCAUUCGUCAAAGCAAAGCCCUUGAAGAGGCUUUGGCAACUCAGUCUGUCUUUCAGCUGGGAUUGCUUCUGGUGCUGCCAAUGGUUAUGGAAAUUGGUCUGGAAAGAGGGUUUCGCACUGCCCUCGGUGAUUUUGUUAUUAUGCAGCUGCAGCUGGCCUCUGUAUUCUUUACAUUCCAGCUUGGAACAAAAGCGCACUAUUAUGGUAGAACAAUAUUGCAUGGGGGUUCCAAAUACCGAGCUACUGGCCGUGGAUUUGUUGUUUUCCAUGCAAAGUAUGCUGAUAACUACAGGAUGUACUCACGAAGUCAUUUUGUGAAAGGGUUAGAGAUGGCUAUCUUGUUGAUUAUUUAUGAAGUCUAUGGGAAAUCAUAUCGUAGUUCAAGUUUGUAUUUGUUCAUCACUUUCUCCAUGUGGUUCUUGGUUGCUUCCUGGUUGUUUGCUCCUUUUGUGUUCAACCCGUCUGGAUUCGACUGGCAGAAAACAGUGGAUGACUGGACAGAUUGGAGGAAGUGGAUGGGAAAUCGUGGUGGUAUUGGUAUCGCACCGGAUAAAAGUUGGGAAUCAUGGUGGGAUGGAGAACAGGCACACUUGAAAAACACAAAUAUAAGGGGAAGAGUGCUUGAGAUAAUCCUUGCAUGUCGCUUCUUCAUUUACCAAUACGGAAUUGUCUAUCACCUUGAUAUAGCUCAUGAGAGUAAAGAUUUUCUGGUUUAUGGACUUUCUUGGGUUGUCAUGGUAAUUGUUCUAGUAGUCUUAAAGUUGGUAUCGAUGGGCAGAAGAAGGUUUGGUACCGAUUUUCAGCUCAUGUUCAGGAUUCUCAAAGCACUUCUAUUUCUUGGCUUCAUAUCAGUCAUGACAGUUUUAUUUGUAGUAUGUGGCCUCACUGUAACGGACUUGUUUGCUGCCCUCCUUGCUUUCAUGCCCACAGGGUGGGCCCUUCUUCUACUUGGUCAAGCAUGUAGGCCAUGUUUGAAAGGGAUGGGAUUCGGAGUAUGGGAUUCAGUAAUGGAGCUGGGAAGAGCAUUCGAUUACAUAAUGGGAUUGGUAAUAUUCAUGCCGGUAGUCAUACUAUCAUGGUUCCCAUUUGUAUCUGAAUUCCAAACACGCCUGCUCUUCAAUCAAGCUUUCAGUAGAGGUCUCCAGAUUUCAAUGAUUCUUGCAGGAAAGAAAGACAAGACCAGCGCUCCCAGUUGAAACUUCUAACAUUUCACCACCUUUUUUCUUCUUUUUUUCUUCAAAGAAAGGAAAAUUCUUUAUCAUAUUGUUUUUGUAACCAUAAUUAGCAUCAGAUUCGUUAUUACUUAAAGGAUCCAUCAGAUAUGGUUAUCUAUCUAUUCUAUUAUAUAAAGGGAAAGCCCAUGGCGGUGUUGACACUUUC